GAUUUUAGUGAGCGCGCGCCCCCCAUUCUCAUUAUCAUUUACGUGGAUAUCCAUUCUUAACCCAUCCUUCAUCCCAUGUCUGACCCCCGUGCCUUAAUACUCGAAGCUGAAAAGUACACCAAGCGCCAAACCGGCUUCCUUCUGUUCUUCAGUGGCCAAUCUCACUCGUCCCGCUUGGAAGACGCUUCCGAUCUCUACAUCCAAGCCGCCAAUCAGUACAGAUUGAAGAAGGAGUUUGACUCCGCUGGACAGCAAUUCGUCAAGGCAGCUGAAAUCCAGGAGUCCUUGGACAGCCACAACGAGGCUGCUAACCACCUCAUAGAAGCCUACAAGUGCUACAAGGGCGUUUCACCAACCGACGCCAUCAAUGCGUUAAAGAAGGCAAUCCACAUCUUCCUCACCCAGAAUGGCCAGUUCAGAAGAGCCGCCAACUUCACAGGAGACUUGGCUGAGCUCUAUGAGUCUGUGGGAGACACCGACAACGCCAUCCAAGCCUACGAGCAGGCGGGAGACUACUUCACCACUGACCACGCCGAAGCCUUGGCCAACAAGUCGUUCUUGAAGUGUGCUGACUUGUCUGCGUUGUCGGGAAACUACAAGAAGGCGGUGGAAUUGUAUGACACCAUCAUCAAGCAGCUGAAGAACAGCUCGUUAAGCAGAUGGAACUUGAAGGACUACUUCUUGAAGCUGAUCUUGUGCACUUUGGGUUUGGGAGACGUUAUUGAAGCCCAGAAGAGAUCCCAGCAGUACCUCGACGACGACCCCAGUUGGGAGCAGACCAGAGAGUAUGGCUUGAUCAAGGACAUAUUCGAGGCCAUCGACCAGGGAGACAUCCAGUCCUUCAGUGAUAAGGUGUUCGAGUACGACCAGUUCUCCAAGUUGGACAAGUUGAAGACCCAGUUAUUGUUGAAGAUCAAGAACAGCGUUGUUGAAAAAGACGAAGAGGACUUGUUGUAGUCAGCAGGGCUUGCUAGAGCCACCAACAAGGUCAUGACUUAUCCACCUAAUACACGAAUUCUACUAGUCUGCUUUAGUUAUACAUAAUAUUCCAGGUGAAUUGAACUAUUUAGUAAUCAAUACUUAAAGUGCAGACCGACAAGGCGGACUACCAAUAAAGAGAAGCCACAACGGCUUACUCUCUUGUUC
Suhomyces tanzawaensis NRRL Y-17324 is the source of this 1146-nucleotide messenger RNA. RefSeq lists its product as uncharacterized. Gene Ontology annotation, cellular component: SNARE complex; vacuolar membrane. The record is from RefSeq and is a predicted model, not a curated record. Gene Ontology annotation, biological process: intracellular protein transport; SNARE complex disassembly. Lineage: Eukaryota; Fungi; Ascomycota; Pichiomycetes; Serinales; Debaryomycetaceae. The transcript has a single exon. Gene Ontology annotation, molecular function: syntaxin binding; soluble NSF attachment protein activity. Bases 76 to 957 code for a protein of 293 amino acids.